UUCAGCAGAGAGAAAUAGAGAAAGCAGUGUGUGUGCAUGUGUGUGUGAGAGAGAGAGGGAGAGGAGCGAGAGGGAGAGAGAGAAGAAGAAGAAGAGAGAGAAGGAGAGAGAAAAGGGAAGGAAGCAGAGAGUCAAGUCCAAGGGAAUGAGCGAGAGAGAGGCGAGUGGUAAGGGAAGGAGAGUGCAAAGCAAGGAAUGACCGCUUUCCGGAGCCAGCUGCAGUGAACUGUCUUCUAUUUUCUUUUCCUUUUCCUUUUGAUUUUUUUUUUUUUAAAGAGAAGCAGGGGACAGAAGCCAUGGCCGAGGGAGAAGACAAACUGAGGUGCUGGUGACCGUGGGCGUCCAAGUGGAUUACUGGGGCUGUUCUCCAGAGGUCUGUCCGUCUUGCCUUCCAGUGGCACAUAUCCCCACAUGCCAGCCAAUGAAGACAAGAGGCAGCGUGAACAAAGUCAUUUAGAAAGCCCCUGAGGAAGUGUAAACAAAAGGGAAAGCAUGAAUGGAGUGCCCGAGAGACAAGUGUGUCCUGUCCUCCCCCACCUUUAGCCGGGCCAGCAACUGUGCGCCCUGCCUCUUCCCACCUACUCACUGCUGAUCUGACUUUUGGGGUUGCCAGCGCUUCCUGGAAGUCCUGAAGCUCUCGCAGUGCAGUGAGUUCAUGCACCCUCUUGCCAAGCCUCAGUCUUUGGGAUCUGGGGAAGCCGCCUGGUUUUCCUCCCUCUUUCUGCACGUCUGCUGGGGUCUCCUCCUUGCCAGGCCUCGCCGCCCCCCUGGCCUCUCUCCCCAGCUCGCACAUGAAGAUGCACUUGCAGAGGGCUCUGGUGGUCCUGGCCCUGCUGAACUUUGCCACGGUCAGCCUCUCUCUGUCCACUUGCACCACCUUGGACUUUGGCCACAUCAAGAAGAAAAGGGUGGAAGCCAUUAGGGGACAGAUCUUGAGCAAGCUCAGGCUCACCAGCCCCCCUGAGCCAUCGGUGAUGACCCACGUCCCCUACCAGGUCCUGGCCCUUUACAACAGCACCCGGGAGCUGCUGGAGGAGAUGCAGGGGGAGAGGGAGGAAGGCUGUACUCAGGAAAACACCGAGUCGGAAUACUAUGCUAAAGAGAUCCAUAAAUUCGACAUGAUCCAGGGGCUGGCGGAGCACAACGAGUUGGCCGUCUGCCCCAAAGGAAUUACCUCCAAGGUUUUCCGCUUCAACGUGUCCUCAGUGGAGAAAAAUGGAACCAAUCUUUUCCGGGCAGAAUUCCGGGUCUUGCGGGUGCCUAAUCCCAGCUCCAAGCGCACUGAGCAGAGGAUCGAACUCUUCCAGAUACUUCGACCAGAUGAGCACAUCGCCAAACAACGUUACAUCGGAGGCAAAAACCUGCCCACACGGGGCACUGCGGAGUGGCUGUCUUUUGAUGUCACGGACACUGUGCGCGAGUGGCUGUUGCGAAGAGAGUCCAACUUGGGUCUGGAGAUCAGCAUUCAUUGUCCAUGCCACACCUUUCAGCCCAAUGGAGAUAUCCUGGAAAACAUUCACGAGGUGAUGGAAAUCAAAUUCAAAGGUGUGGACAAUGAGGAUGACCAUGGCCGUGGAGACCUGGGGCGCCUCAAGAAGCAGAAGGAUCACCACAACCCUCACCUGAUCCUCAUGAUGAUUCCCCCGCACCGGCUCGACAACCCAGGCCAGGGAGGCCAAAGGAAGAAGCGGGCCCUGGACACCAACUAUUGCUUCCGCAACUUGGAGGAAAACUGCUGUGUGCGGCCCCUCUACAUUGACUUCCGACAGGACCUGGGCUGGAAGUGGGUCCACGAACCUAAGGGCUACUAUGCCAACUUUUGCUCAGGCCCUUGUCCUUAUCUCCGAAGCGCAGACACGACCCACAGCACGGUGCUGGGGCUGUACAACACCCUGAACCCGGAAGCAUCGGCCUCACCUUGCUGUGUGCCCCAGGACUUGGAGCCCCUGACUAUUCUGUACUAUGUCGGGAGGACCCCCAAGGUGGAGCAGCUCUCCAACAUGGUGGUGAAGUCGUGUAAGUGUAGCUGAGGCCUGCGACAGAUGAGGGAAAGCUGCCCCUGCCCGACUGCCCGCGCCUCGGGAAACCAAAGUGACAGACCUCACCUAGAGGCCUGGCGUCCACAACCCUCGGCUCCUGGCAUUUGGCCAAGACGGAGGCUUCCUUCUGGAACAUUUCUUUCUUGCUGGCUCUGAGAAUCACUGUGGUAAAGAAAGUGUGGGGUGGUUAGGGGAAGGCGAACUCUUGGGGACACAGGUUUUCUGUGGUGCAGACAGAGGUGGUGGGGCUAGAGGAAGAGGAUGGCAAGUUGACAUGUCAUGUGGCAAUGGGACUUGGGUACAAUAGGGAGGAGGAAGGACAAAGGAUGGCUGGGUCAGGCUCAGACUGGAAGAUGCUUCGGAUCUGAGGUCAGCUUUGCUCAUUGCUGUACCACAAUCGCUCUAGGGGAAUCUGGAUGGUGUCAUAUGAGGCAAGCACUUUCCUUCAGACAGGUCACCAAGACAAAGUCCCAGAAUUGCACCUUGUACUACCUGGGAUUAAGGACAAUUUCUUUUUUAAUUGUCGUUUCCACAGUCAGCAUCAUGGGUCAUUCCAGGUAAUGUAAUAUGGUUCCUGGGCCAGCAACUGUAUUGGCCCCUGGAGAUGCUGAACUCAGAAGCAAAGGGUGGGAACUGACCCUUUCCUGUCUGCCCUCUGGGUCCCUCCUCUUGCCUUCAUCCUCAAUCACAUUUCCCCUUGGACAUUUGGCUGGACACCUUCCAGGCCAGGGUGCACAUAUCUGGAUUCUGGUUCUGUGCAGCCUCUGAGCAUGAGGGGUUCCUCUCCUCCAAGUUCUCGAGACCUUGUGUCCACCUGGUCUUCCUGGAAGCUGGUGCCACACGGGAGGCAUCUGGGGAGGCUGCACCACAUGUGCCAUGUGGUGACUUGGCCCAAGAUGAGUUGUCUGAGGUAUAAAGACAAGUACAAAUAUUACUCUCAAAAUCUUUGUAUGAAUAAAUAUUUUUGGGGAAUUGUGGAUGAUUUCAUCUUCUGGAAGAUUGUUUCUAGAACAGUAAAAGCCUUAUUCUAAGGUA
Molecule: messenger RNA, 3074 nt
Organism: Marmota monax (woodchuck)
Lineage: Eukaryota; Metazoa; Chordata; Mammalia; Rodentia; Sciuridae
Gene: Tgfb3
Product: transforming growth factor beta 3
Exons: 8
Coding region: 792-2030 (412 amino acids)
Biological process (GO): BMP signaling pathway; regulation of cell population proliferation; transforming growth factor beta receptor signaling pathway
Cellular component (GO): extracellular region
Molecular function (GO): type III transforming growth factor beta receptor binding; cytokine activity; growth factor activity
Source: RefSeq, a predicted model, not a curated record